UGUCACAUGUGGGCCAGUAACAUGUAAUAAUCUCUCUCUCUCUCUCUCUGUGCCUCUGGUCUCUCCUUAUGUCUCUCGCCCUCUCUGCAGCACUGCAGCGCUGUCCCUGGUGCUGAAGCUGAGAGUGCGACACAAACACCAGACUCAGCGCCGGUUUCUGCACAGAGACCAUCAGAUCUGGAUCAUCUGAUCGGCUGAUGUGUGUAAUUCAGCCAUGACAGUCUCGUGUUUCAUCCUGCAACAGCGACAUUUAAUGAAGAUGAAACGUCAAAUCAAACAGGUGUUAAUGCACAAUAACAUGCAGAUUGGAUCGUUUUCAGGCCUGAUGUGGCUGUUUCAGACAGCUGUUCUCAAAUCCAGCCCUCUGACACGGCAGGUUAGCUCUGCUGAAACGUGUUGAUAUGUGGGUUGUUAUGUUUGCCGAAUUGUAGAUCGGAAUGUAAAGAUUCAGAAAACACCUCGACUUGUAAGAUGUAAGUUAAUAUGUGCCGAGUGGUGAUGAAGAGGAGUAAAGUUGGUGAUUUUGUGAAUGGGAUCUGGAGCGGCACAGAUCUCCAUCCUGUGUGAACCCGGGCUGGUUGUAUAAUCUCUCGGUUGCCGCAGUGGAGGAAACCCCGCUCUCCUCUCGGCUCGACGUCGCUCUCCCGCCUGUCCUUUUAUGGUAUGGGGAUACCCGCCGUCACAGCCGGAUGCGGCCCAUGUUUGGGCUGCUACGAAGCUCGCGGCGGGGGGAAUCCCUCGCGCCGGUGCAGACCAAUAAGGCCGGGCCGGGAGUUACCUAGGAGACGGAGAGUAUAAAACGGGCAGCUCGCGGAGGGAGCCCAGCAUCCUCAGCAUCCUCAGCAGCACCGAGCGGACUAACGGAGCGCAGCGCGAGCUCACGGAUUAAUAACGGGAUUAUAACCUGACAGCGCGAGGGGAUUCCCCGAGACACCCGCAACUCUUCACGCAAUGCUUCUGGAGCGCGACGACAGCUUCAUGUCUGAGUUCGAGGACGCGUGCAGCGCCUGGGUGGACAGUGUGGGCUCGAGCCCCAGCGACGGAGCCGACAGUGACGUAGGAUCACCUUUCUGUCAAGUCUUCUCUCCGGGCACCGACGCCUCUGACUCAGACUUCUUCUCCGACUUCAGUGACUGCUCCUCGGACACGCUCUCUCCCUCCCUCGGCUACACCGGCAGCUUCUUCACCGAGCCGGAGCCGGUCCCUGCCGCCGCCGCGGGGCUCAGCAGCACCGCGGACGCGAUCCUCAACAUGAUCACGGAGAUCGUCGGGAUCUGCACCGAGAUGGAGCAGCAGGGCGACACCGGCUCCCUGCGGGAGUCCAGUCCGGCCCCUGCAGCGCCCUCCCCGGCUGCAGCCUCCUCCUCAGCCCCGCUCUUCGCUCCGGCUGCGGACUCCAGCCUCCUUCCUCCUCUGGCCGCAGCCCAGCAGCCGCCCCCCGCCGCCGGGUGUCCGCCGGUGGUGGUGAAGAGCGAGUUUGUGAGCUCCAGCUGCAGCAGCGGGUGUGGACACUCUUCAGUGGCCGGGAACGAUGCUCUGUUCCUGGCCAGCGCCGACUCCCUCCUCCCGCUGUCCGCUCUGGAGCAACAGGUGGAUGUGGCGGAAUUCAUCGACUCUCUGCUGAGCUCCGAGGCCGGCCAGAGCGAGCUGAAGGCCGGCUGUGAGGUGAAGCAGGAGCCGCUGGGGCUGGAGGACUGGCUGAAGAGUCUGGCGGCCCCGGGCACCGGGGGAGACCCCGGCAGCUACGUCAUCAGUAGGCCGGUAGUGAAGACGGAGCUCGUGCAGAGCGGGAGCAGCCCUCUCUUCCCCCCCUCCACCCUGGACUCGCACCUGCUCUCCUCCCUCCUGCAGGGCGCGUUCCCGAUAGUCAACAUCAGCAACGUGCACGCGCCAGCAGCUCCCAAGGCGUCUCGCGGGGGCAGGAGAGCUCCCGCGCGCAGCGGGCCGAAGGUGAAGCCGUUCCCGUGCAGCGUGCAGGGCUGCGAGCGCCGCUUCUCGCGCUCCGACGAGCUCAACAGGCACGUGCGCAUCCACACGGGACAGAAGCCCUUCCAGUGCGCCAUCUGCGCGCGCAGCUUCAGCCGCAGCGACCACCUGACCACGCACACGCGCACGCACACCGGGGAGAAGCCCUUCUCCUGCGAUGUGUGCGGCAAGCGCUUCGCGCGCAGCGACGAGAGGAAGAGGCACGGGCGCGUGCAUGUGAAGCAGCAGCUGCGCGCGCAGAUGAUGGCCGCCUACUCUCUGGCCCUGAACGCGCCCGGCGUGUGAGCGGCGGCGCUGAUUGGCCGCUGAGGCUGCUGUGGAGAUCAGUUGAAGUUCAGGAUUUGAACCGUUAACCGGAAACGUCGGAGAGACGUUUCAUGUGACGUCACACUGAAGGUGUUUAGAGUGGACUUUAAAGUCCCGCCGUGGCUCCUCUCAGGGCGCAUGCGCAGCGACGGUGCGGUGGGAGCUGAGGAAGAGGAGGCGGAGAUGAAGAGCAGCCGCUCUGGACUCUGAUUGGCUGUCUGCGGUCACGUGAGCAGCUGUGGACUUUAAAGGAGCAGUCCGUCAAACUGAAGGAUGUAAAAUAAUGUUUCAGACUUUCUGCAUGAGGACGUGACAGUGACGAACGUGCGUGGUGACGUCAGAAUGUCGUGCUUCUGUUGACUCAGAUCUUUUUAUGUGAAUUUCCAUGUUUGUAUCAUAUCUCUAUUUUUCUAUGCUCGGCCUUGUUUCUAUCAGAGUGUGUAUAUUUGUAGAGGAGCCACAUUUCUACGGCUCGGCGAUGUGCAAUGAUGUCAAUUUUCUAUGACCGGCACACAGAUGCAUUGUGGGAUAUGUGUCCUGGUGUCUGCAGUGUACAGAUGAACACAGCAGCUCGGUGUGAGCUGACUCUGAGUAGCACACAUGGCUGUGCACGUUAAUGUUCCGUCGUUGUGCAUGGAUCAAUAAACAAACAAACAAACAAA
Molecule: messenger RNA, 2954 nt
Organism: Acanthopagrus latus (yellowfin seabream)
Lineage: Eukaryota; Metazoa; Chordata; Actinopteri; Spariformes; Sparidae
Product: early growth response protein 4-like
Exons: 2
Coding region: 952-2271 (439 amino acids)
Biological process (GO): regulation of transcription by RNA polymerase II
Molecular function (GO): DNA-binding transcription factor activity, RNA polymerase II-specific; RNA polymerase II cis-regulatory region sequence-specific DNA binding
Source: RefSeq, a predicted model, not a curated record